AUAUAUAUACCACUUGGAGCAAACUGCGCUUGUCGGGAGGAGUGACUUUGUAGAAAACUAUAAAAAUAACUGUAUCAUCUUUUAGUCUACUUCUGUAAGAUUGAGACCAUCGUACCACUCACCCUGAGACAAUUCAAAUGAUGGUAAACCUGGACUGUAACUAUAACUUGCAUCCAUGUAGAACAUAAUACUACUGAACAUUCUAAGUGAACCAAGUAAAGGGAGGAUGGGUAAGCGGAAGGAAGGGGAUGAGAAGGAACUGAUGCAUAUAUGAGAGAGGCGUUUCCUGCACCUUCACUCUGUGGGGGUGUCUGUGUAUGAUUGUGUUGGCUGUUUCUCGAAAGAUCAAAGUAUCUGACGUUCUUUUAAUUUAAAAUUGCUUUAAGUAUAAGAAGUGGCAAAUACCACUAGUUAGUACAGAUCAGCUGGUGAGGGCAAGCAGAGCACUGUGGACAGCAGCAACUCAAGCAGAAUCAACCAGACAUAUACUGAUAACGAAUAUAAUAAUUUGUAUGAAGUUUUUUGUCCAGAAUGUUUUAAUAUGAUGAGCAAUGCUGUGAACAAGAUUUCUCUGGUCUUCUUCUACCUGACCUUGAUCCUCGGUGUUCCUGGAAAUGCAUUUGUCGUGUAUGUUGCUGGAUUGAAGAUGAAGAGGACUGUUACUACAGCAGGGUUUCUUAAUCUAGCGAUUGCUGACCUCUUGUGCUGCCUUUCCACUCUUCUUCAUAUUACCAACAGGGCUAUCGGCAACUGGCCAUUUGGAUCCGUAAUGUGUAAGAUUUUCCCCUUCUUUAUGUACAUCACCAUGUUUGCCAGCGUUUUCACACUGAGCUUUAUUAGUCUGGAUCGGUUUACUCUGGUGAUCACACCGGUUUGGGCUCAGAAUCAUCGCAGCUUGUUCAUCGCACGACUGUCCUGUGCAACAGCUUGGAUUCUGGCUUCAAUUCUUUGUGUGCCUUUUAUGUUCACUAAUACUUUCACAUUUGAUAACAAAACAUACUGCAUGUAUGUUGGCAGGAUUGACUUGCAUAGAAGUUUUAGCAUCAUCAGAUUUGUGUUUGGCUUUUUAGUUCCUCUCAUAUGCAUCACAACAUGUUACGGAUUCAUCGCUCACAAGUUAGGCAGGAGUCAAUUUCACUCUGGACGAGCGUUUCGUAUCAUGUCUGCUGUAAUCGUGGCCUUUUUUCUGUGCUGGCUGCCAUAUCACAUAGUAGUUUUGUUAAAAAUCUAUGGAGAGAAAUCCAGUUCCUCUGUGGCUUGGGCAGUGUUUCCGUUGACCUUCUCUUUGGCGUAUUUCAACAGCUGUCUGAACCCCAUUCUGUAUGUUUUCAUGGGGCAGGAUUUUAAGAGCAAUGUUAAACUUUCUCUAAGACGUGUUUUUGAAAGAGUUUUCUCUGAGGAGGGAACACAAGCAUCACAAUCCACACAGCCACAACACACACACUCAGUGUAGUGAAGAUAUCAGAACAUUUAUUCAGAGAUUUCUGGUUUAUUUUUAUUACUAUUCUAUUAAUGUUGUUCUAAUUAUUUCAUUUUUAAUUCAUCAACUUGAAAUCAGCAAGUCAUCUAACUCUUAUUCAUUAUUCCUGUGUUUCUCUCUGUAUUGUUGAUGUAUUUUCAGUGAUUGGUGAUUUGUGAACUAUCGUCAAAGCUUAACAUCACAGUGAUUGAAUACUGGUGCUUGAUUCACUUUUUGGUCGCUAAAAAGCUUGUAAUAUUUCACCAAUAAUGGCAUUUGGUUUCUAUGCUGAAUUCAUGAAGAACAAAAAUAAUUUAAAGCUUUUAAUUGUGAAUAUAUCAAAAACAGCUUUUAUUUUACUCUGCCUUAUCUCAGUGAUUUAGUCAUUUUGGUGUUUUUCUACUUUAGUGUUAUGGAGUUAUGUAGUUGAUUACUCAGAAGCAAAGUGUAUGAUGUAUAAACAUUGAAUUUAAAUAUAAAA
Molecule: messenger RNA, 1940 nt
Organism: Carassius auratus (goldfish)
Lineage: Eukaryota; Metazoa; Chordata; Actinopteri; Cypriniformes; Cyprinidae
Product: C3a anaphylatoxin chemotactic receptor-like
Exons: 2
Coding region: 542-1453 (303 amino acids)
Biological process (GO): inflammatory response; positive regulation of cytosolic calcium ion concentration; complement receptor mediated signaling pathway
Cellular component (GO): plasma membrane
Molecular function (GO): G protein-coupled receptor activity; complement component C5a receptor activity
Source: RefSeq, a predicted model, not a curated record